This is a messenger RNA of Marmota monax (woodchuck), 4596 nucleotides long. Its product is annotated as antigen WC1.1-like. NCBI's taxonomy places the organism in Eukaryota, Metazoa, Chordata, Mammalia, Rodentia, Sciuridae. The record is from RefSeq and is a predicted model, not a curated record. The transcript has 20 exons. Gene Ontology annotation, cellular component: membrane.
CUGGUGAGCGAGGACCAGGAGUGUGCUGGGUGGCUGGAGGUUUUCUACAACAACACCUGGGGCAGUGUCUGCCACAGCCCCAUGGAAGCUGUGACCUUGUCCGUGAUCUGCAGACAGCUUGGCUGUGGGGACAGUGGGACCCUGGAUUUCUUGGUUCCUUCCAGGGAAGGUUCUAGACCCCGCUGGGUGGAUGGAAUUCGCUGUCGGGAAACUGAUACCUCUCUCUGGCAGUGUCCUUCUGAGCCCUGGAAACACCAAUCUUGCCCUUCAAAUGAGGAAGCUCAUAUCACGUGUACAGAGAGCCCACAGCUCCGCCUGGUGGACGGGGGCAGUCGAUGUGCAGGCAAAGUGGAGAUCCUUCACCAGCAUUCCUGGGGUACUGUCUGUGGUGACAGCUGGGACCUGAAAGAUUCUCAAGUGGUAUGCAGACAAAUGGGCUGUGGAGAGGCCUUCAAUGCCUGGCUCUAUGCACAAGUUGAAGAGGGAUCAAGGCCCAUCUGGCUGACACAGCUGGCAUGCACAGGAGAGGAGGCCUACUUGUGGAAUUGCCCUUCCCUGGGCUGGGGAAAGAACAAAUGUGAGCCCUAUGAUGAUGCAGGCGUCAUCUGCUCAGGAUUUGUGCAUCUGGUUGGAGGACAUGGACCCUGCUCUGGGCGAGUGGAAGUGAAUUCUGGAGGAGAGUGGAUUCCAGUAUCUGAUGGAAAUUUCACAUUAUCCACAGCCCAGGUCAUAUGUGCAGAGCUGGGGUGUGGCAAGGCUGCAUCUGUCCUGGGAAACCUGCCCUUCAGAGAGGACAGUGAACAGGUCUGGGCUGAAGAGUUCCAAUGUGAAGGACAGGAGCCUGGCCUCUGGUUCUGUCCCAGAGUGCCUUGUCCUGGAGGAAGUUGUCCCCAGAGAGGGGCUGUGCAAGUUGUCUGCUCAGGAUAUACAGAUAUUCGGCUCAUGAAAAAUGGCAGCUCUCAGUGUGAGGGUCAAGUGGAGAUGAAGACCUCUGGAGGCUGGAGAACACUCUGUGCCUCCCACUGGAAUAUGGCCAAUGCCAAUGUUGUUUGCCGUCAUUUGGGCUGUGGAGUUGCCAUCUCCACCCCAAAGGGAGCAUACUUUGUGGAAGGAGGAGAUGAGAUCUGGAGAGACCGAUUUCACUGCUCAGGGUCUGAGUCCUUCCUGUGGAAUUGCCCUGUGACUGCCCUGGGUGUUCCUGCCUGUGCCCAUGGAAACACAGCCUCUGUGGUCUGCUCAGGAAACCAGGCCCAGCUACUGCCCCAGUGCAAUGACUCCUGGUCUAACACAGCAGGCUCUGCAGCCUCAGAGCGCCACACUGCCAACUGCUCAGACAGCAGACAGCUCCGCCUGGUGGACGGGGGCAGUCACUGUGCAGGGAGAGUGGAGAUCCUGCUGCAGGGCUCCUGGGGCUCCAUCUGUGAUGACAGCUGGGACCUGAGAGAUGCCCACGUGGUGUGCAGACAGCUGGGCUGUGGAGUGGCCCUGGAGGCCACCAUCUCUGCUCACUUUGGAGAGGGAUCAGGGCCUAUCUGGCUGGACAAGUUGAACUGCACAGGAGAGGAGACCCACGUGUGGCAGUGCCCUUCCCAGGGCUGGGGGCAGCACAACUGCAGUCACAAGGAUGAUGCUGGGGUCAUCUGCUCAGAGUUCCUGGCCCUCAGGCUGGUGAGCGAGGACCAGGAGUGUACUGGGUGGCUGGAGGUUUUCUACAACAACACCUGGGGCAGUGUCUGCCACAGCCCCAUGGAAGCUGUGACCUUGUCCGUGAUCUGCAGACAGCUUGGCUGUGGGGACAGUGGGACUCUGAACUUCUUGGUUCCUCUCAGGAAAGGUUCUAGACCUUCCUGGGUGGAUGGAAUCCGCUGUCGGGAAACUGAUAUCUCUCUCUGGCAGUGUCCUUCUGACCCCUGGAAACACCAAUCUUGCUCUGCAAAGGAGGAAGCUCAUAUCACAUGUACAGGGACUCCACAAGUCCGACUGGUGGAUGGGGGCAGUCGCUGUGCAGGCAGAGUGGAGAUCUUUCAGAAGAAUUCCUGGGGCACUAUCUGUGAUCAGGGUUGGGACCUGAAUGAUGCCCACGUGGUGUGCAGACAAAUGGGCUGUGGAGUGGCCCUUGAUGCCAUGGACUAUGCAAAAUUUGGGGAGGGAUCAGGGCCCAUCUGGCUGGAUGAGCUGAAGUGCACAGGAGAGGAGGACCAAGUGUGGAAGUGCCCUACUGGGAGGCAACACUACUGCUUGCAUGUGAGGGACGCAGGUGUCAUCUGCUCAGGAUUUGUGCGGUUGGAUGGAGGAGGUGGACCUUGCUCUGGACAAGUGGAAGUGAAUUCUGGAGGAGGAUGGAUUCCAGUACCUUAUGGGAAUUUCACAUUGCCCACUGCCCAGGUCAUCUGUGCAGAGCUGGGGUGUGGCAAGGCAGCAUCUUUUCUCUUGGACCUGCCCCUCAGAGAGGCCAGUGAACAGGUCUGGGCUGAAGAGUUCCAGUGUAAGGGGUGGGAGCCUGAGCUCUGGUUCUGCCCCAGAGUGCCCUGUCCUGCAGGCAGCUGCCAACACAGAGGGGCUGUGCAAGUUGUCUGCUCAGAGUACACAGAAGUCAGGCUCAUGAAAAAUGGCAGCUCUCAGUGUGAGGGCCAAGUGGAGAUGAAGACCUCUGGAGGCUGGAUAACACUCUGUGCCUCCCACUGGAAUAUGGCCAAUGCCAAUGUUGUUUGCCGUCAGCUGGGCUGUGGAGUCGCCAUCUCCACCCCAAAGGGAGAGUACUUUGUGGAAGGAGGAGAUGAGAUCUGGAGAGACCGAUUUCACUGCUCAGGGUCUGAGUCCUUCUUGUGGAAUUGUCCUGUGACUGCCCUGGGUGUUCCUGCCUGUGCCCAUGGAAACACAGCCUCUGUGGUCUGCUCAGGUAACCAGACCCAGCUGCUGCCCCAGUGCAAUGACUCCUGGUCUGACCCAGCAAGCUCCACAGCCUCAGAGGGCCACACUGCCAACUGCUCAGACAGCAGACAACUCCGCCUGGUGGACGGGGGCAGUCACUGUGCAGGGAGAGUGGAGAUCCUGCAGCAGGGCUCCUGGGGCUCCAUCUGUGAUGACAGCUGGGACCUGAGUGAUGCCCACGUGGUGUGCAGACAGCUGGGCUGUGGAGUGGCCCUGGAGGCCACCAUCUCUGCUCACUUUGAAGAGGGAUCAGGGCCCAUCUGGCUGGAUGAGCUGAACUGCACAGGAGAGGAGGCCUAUGUGUGGCAGUGCCCUUCCCAGGGCUGGGGGCAGCACAACUGCAGGCACAAGGAGGAUGCGGGGGUCAUCUGCUCAGAGUUCCUGGCCCUCCGGUUGGUGAGCGAGGACCAGGAGUGUGCUGGGUGGCUGGAGGUUUUCUACAACAACACAUGGGGCAGUGUCUGCCACAGCCCCAUGGAAGCUGUGACCUUGUCCGUGAUCUGCAGACAGCUUGGCUGUGGGAACAGUGGGAUUCUCAACUCUUCUGUUCCUCUCAGAGAAGGUUCUAGACCCCGUUGGGUAGAUGAAAUCCAGUGUAGGAAAACGGACACCUCUCUCUGGCAGUGUCCUUCUGACCCCUGGAAACAAAGAUCUUGCUCUGCAAAGGAGGAAGCUUAUAUCAUGUGUUCAGGAAACAGACCCAAGAGCUGUCCAGCCACGGCACCCUGCACAGACAAAGAGAAGCUCCAACUCAGGGGAGGAGACAGCGAGUGCUCAGGGCGAGUGGAGGUUUGGCAUGAAGGAGCCUGGGGCACUGUGUGUGAUGACUCCUGGAGCCUGGCAGAGGCUGAGGUGGUGUGUCAGCAGCUGGGAUGUGGCUCUGCCCUGGAAGCCCCAGGAGAAGCUGCAUUUGGCCCUGGAAAUGGAAGCAUCUGGCUGGAUGAGGUGCAGUGCAGGGGCAGGGAGCCCUCCCUGUGGGCCUGUGCUGCAGCACCCUGGGGACAGAGUGACUGCAAGCAUGAGGAGGACGCUGGUGUGAGGUGCUCUGGUAAAAGGACACGAAUUCACCCCACUCCUAGAAAUAAGUGGUUCUUUUACUCUGAAUCAGGCACCAGUUCAGCCUCAGCCCCUGUCCCUGGCAUCUUCUCCUUACCUGGGAUCCUCUGCAUGAUCCUGGGAGCCCUUCUGUUUCUGGUCCUAAUCAUCCUGGGAACUCAGCUGCUCAGAUGGAGAGCAAAGCACCAAGCCUUAUCCACUUUUGAAGCUGCUGUUGAUGAAGUCCUGUACCAGGAGAUAGAUCACUCAAUAAAUCCAGAAAAUGAGAGCCUGCUAAACAGCCCAGAACCUGCAGGGCAGCAUGCAGAUGCCACCAGUAAUAGUUAUGAUGAUGUUGAAGAGUUACGUGUUUCUGAAAUUCCUUCUUCCUCUGGAAUGAAGGAGAAAACUUUUUUCCCAGAAGAGGGAGGUGGUGCCAGGUAUUCUCAGACAGGCACCUCUCCUCAGUCUCUCAGAGAAGCUGAUAAUUCUAACACAGAAGAGACAGCAUCCUCAUUAGUCCUGAGACAAGAUGACCCUGGAUAUGAUGAUGUUGAGCCUAACACCACGUAGUGCUAUUUUUUAGAGCAACCAAGUCUGCAGAGAACUCUUUAUAUUAUUUCUCCUUAA